This is a messenger RNA of Cottoperca gobio, 4064 nucleotides long. Its product is annotated as echinoderm microtubule-associated protein-like 2. Gene Ontology annotation, cellular component: mitotic spindle. Lineage: Eukaryota; Metazoa; Chordata; Actinopteri; Perciformes; Bovichtidae. Gene Ontology annotation, molecular function: microtubule binding. Gene Ontology annotation, biological process: microtubule cytoskeleton organization. The record is from RefSeq and is a predicted model, not a curated record.
UUUCUCUCUACAGAAACAAAGGGGUGACGGCGUGAAGAAGAGACGGAGAGGGGUGAAAGGUGGACAAAGGACCCUACUGAGAGGCGGAAGAGCUGGAAAGAAAGAAGGAAUAAGAGAAGAGGGAAUGAUGUCGGAGAGGAUAGCUUCGUGUGGGAGCCUGUAUGACAGCACCAACCUGCUGCUACAGUACUGCAACAACGAUGACACCGUGUCGGCCGGCAGUAACAUGGACAUGGAGGACCGAGUCUCCCACCUGGAACAGAAGCUGCAGCUGCAGGAGGAUGAGAUCCAGCUGUUGAAGGCAGCUCUGGCUGACGCCCUGCGUCGACUGGGCUACUGUGAGGAGCAGAGCGUAGGCGUCAAUGCUGCUGGGCGGAGACCUCUGGCCACCACAGCUUCAGCACCACCUACCAAGGGUAAUAAAGUGCGUCAGCUCCUGCAGGCUCUUCCCUCCAGACCUCUGAAUAAUGGCUACGUUCAACAGAAACGCCUCCUCUCCUCCCCUUCCUCUCCUAAGAAGGAGGUGCUGCAGUCCAUUAAGAGGAAAAGUAUGUCCACAGAGCGUCUCACCCUGGUGAGGAGGGAGAUGGGAGCGGAGAGUCGGAGUCGUACCACCUCCUCCAGCAGCUCCUCCGGAGGCAAAAGCAAAACCAAAGAAUGCACCUUCAAUGCAGAUGACGGCUACGUGAGAAUGUUCCUCCGAGGUCGUCCCGUCACCAUGCACGUCCCGGAUCAGCAGAGGGAGAGCUACAGCCCGGACCACAAGGUGGCGCUACCUGACCGCAAGCUCAAACUGCAGUGGGUGUACGGCUACCGCGGACGUGACUGCCGCUCCAACCUCUACCUGCUGCCCACAGGAGAGAUCGUCUACUUCAACGCCUCUGUGGUGGUGCUGUACAACACAGAGGAGCAGCAGCAGAGACACUACCUGGGUCACAACGACGAUGUCAAAUGCCUGAGUGUGCAUCCUGACAUGGUUACCAUAGCAACAGGGCAAGUGGCUGGAAACUCUAAAGAUGGAAAGCUGCUGGCUCCUCAUGUUCGUGUUUGGGACUCUGUGAGCCUCAACACGCUCCAUGUGAUCGGGAUGGGAGUGUUCGACAGAGCGGUCACCUGUGUGGCUUUCUCCAAGUCGAACGGCGGCACCUUCCUCUGCGCUGUGGACGAUGCCAACGAUCACAUCCUGUCGGUCUGGAACUGGCAGAAGGAGAAGCAACUGGCUGACGUCAAGUGCUCCAAUGACUCUGUACUUGCUGCUGUGUUUCAUCCCAUGGAUGCCAACCUGGUUGUCACCUGUGGAAAGUCUCACAUCAACUUCUGGACCAUGGAGGGCAACACUCUUACCAAGAAGCAGGGCGUGUUUGAGAAACAUGAGAAGCCAAAGUAUGUGUUGUGUGUGGCGUUUGCUGAGAAUGGAGACGCCAUCACUGGAGACUCCAGUGGGAACAUCUAUGUCUGGGCCAAAGGUGGUAGCCGCAUCAGCCAGGUGGUGUCGGCGGCCCACGAGGGCGGGAUCUUCUCCGUUUGUGUCCUGAAGGAUGGCACGAUGGUGUCUGGAGGAGGGAAAGACCGCAAGGUGGUGCUGUGGGGCCACGACUACAGAAAACAGGCGGAGAUGGAGGUGGGAGAGGCGCUCGGGCCUGUACGGGCUCUGGCUGAAGGUAAACCUGGAGAGCUCUUCGUAGGAACCACCAAGAACGCCAUCAUCAGAGCCGCCUUCCCUGAUACAUUAACUCCUAUUGUACAGGGUCACACAGAUGAGCUGUGGGGUCUGGACAUCCAUCCCUCCAUGGAGCAGUUUGUCACCUGCUCCCAGGACAAGCAGGUUCACCUCUGGGACACCAACUCCCAUCAGCCCCUCUGGAGCAAGACCAUCGAGGAUCCAGGGAGGGCUGCAGGUUUCCAUCCCAGCGGGGCUGUGGUGGCUGUGGGGACCAUGACCGGAAGGUGGUUGGUGCUGGACACCGACACCCAGGAUCUUGUUUUUACGCAUACAGACGGCAAUGAGAUAAUUUCCAACAUCAAGUACUCUCCAGAUGGUAACUUCCUGGCUAUUGCUUCCCAUGACAACUUUGUUUACAUCUAUGCUGUGACGGAGAAUGGCCAAAAGUACAGCCGUGUGGGCAAAUGCACUGGUCACUCCAGCUUCGUCACCCAUCUGGACUGGUCUGCAGACAGCCAGUACCUCGUCACCAACUCAGGAGACUACGAGAUCCUCUUCUGGGAGGGAUCCAGUAGUAAACAUGUGACCAACAUGGAUACAGUGCGCAACCAGGAGUGGGCCACUUACACCUGCACUCUGGGCUUCAACACUUUUGGAAUUUGGCCAGAUGGCGCUGACGGCACAGACAUCAACGCUGUGUGCAGGUCACAUGACGGAUCCCUGUUGGCCUCUGCCGAUGACUUUGGCAAAGUGCACUUGUUCUCCUUCCCCUGCUCUCAACCAAGGGCUCCGAGCCAUGAGUACGGUGGCCACAGCAGUCACGUGACCAACGUUGCCUUUCUGCACGACAACAGUCACCUGAUCUCCACUGGUGGGAAAGACACCAGCAUCCUGCAGUGGGUGGUCUAGGAAGUGCUUCUCACCCACAUCUCUAAUCCCCCACAGGCGUGGUUCAGCAUCCUCUCGCUCUCUCAUCUCUUCACUGUUUUACCCUCCUGCCACCAGGGGGCAGUAUCUCCACUGUGCCUACUGGAAAUUUAAUAAAAUAAAAACACACACACACACAACUUGACCCACAAAUGUCACCCUGGAUGAGAUGAUGAGUAUCAUUGUAAUAAAUGGAAUAUUAUUUAGUGUCCUACUGUUUGUAAUAGAAUGUAGAGAAAAUGACUUGUUGCCAUGCAGGAAAUGAAUCCUAACUGUUCCCCAAAAAACUACUGCAACACCAACCGGCUGCAAGCUGCUGGUGGUGUCGACACAGUUAACCUGUGAUUUAGCGUUAGUACUAACUGUGCCUAAACUGUAUUUAUCUUAGCCCCCUUUAAUGGGAACUACACCUACUUUAAAGGACAACUGUUUUCAAGUUUUAGCUUGUUAAUUGCAAAUCAUGUACACUUUACAGUUUUGACUAUUUGACCAGGGUAUUUAUUUUUAUUCUUUAAAGCAUUGGUUUCCAUAAAAUUAAUUUAGCACUAGAUCAGCAUCAAGAACAAGAAUGUUCGAUUGACAGAAAAUAUUGCGGAAUCAAUGUUUACUGUAAUUAAUGAAGUACCUAAAAUGACUAAAACAGCUUGGUUUGUAAUAUACUGUGAUGUAAAGUGUACAAGAUUUGAAAUAAUAGGGUUAAAAUUGCCCUUUAAGAAUUCAUGUAAUGUCUGCACCCCAGGUGAGCGCAAUAGAUUCUUGUGAACAUGCUUCUUUCCUGAAGACACAACUCGCAGAGAUAGAUCUUCAGACGUGUGAAGAACUUGCAGUGAUGUAAACAGAAUUUAACCUUGUCGUGUGUGAUAUUCUCAAGUCAAUGUUCCUGUCCAUUAACUUUUAGCUUUUAGCUAAAGAUUGAUGAAUGUUUGGAAGAAUUAACUGACCUCUCCUGGGGUAAAGGAUGAUUGUAUUAGAAUUCAUAGGAUGGGUGGUAUCCCGCUUUUAAAAUUCUUAUAAUAACCUCAUUGCCUUGUUAUCUAACACUGUUCCAUCCCUCAGCCUCAUAUCCAAACAGUUUAUGGUGCAUAUUGUAAGUAUUACACAUUACUAUUGGAGAUUGUAAAAGGUACGAAGUGGCUGUUUUGUCCCGAGCCUCUCACUAUACCCCUCCUUUCUGAUUGUACUACUACUGUAACUGUCACUAGAUGGCGCUACAAUACAAGAUAAUGAGCAUGACCGACGCUGUCCUGUAGAUGCUGUUAUUGUUGCAAAGGUCUAUAGAGUAAAUUUAUAUAUUAUGCAGUAUAUCCGAGUGGCUGUGUUAUUUUAAUAUUUAACUAACAAUGAUGAAUGUUAUUCUUGUGGCAUUUAUAGCGAUUGACAGAAGGGUAGUAAUAGGUAAUGUGCUGUUGAAGUGAGCUUGAGCUGUGCUUUGCCUUCUGUUUUGUUAAUAAAGUUUUUACCCAAGUACUACAGA